CUUUACCUGACGAAACCGGUUAGUGUCCGUCACUCAGCUAUCAUCCUGACUAAACAAAAUGCGUGAAAUUGUAUUUCUCCAGGUUGGACAGAGUGGAAAUAAUUGUGGGGCCAAAUUCUGGGAGAUUAUAUCCGACGAACAUGGCGUAGACCCCAACGGCCGCUAUGUCGGGGACCAUGAUCUACAACUGGAACGAAUUAAUGUGUAUUUCAAUGAAGCCACGGGUGGCCGUUUUGUGCCCCGAUGUGUCCUUGUCGACCUGGAUCCGCACACAAUGGAAUCGGUCCGUGCUAGUCCAAUGGGGCAACUGUUCCGUCCGGAAAACUAUAUCAUUGGUCAAGCAGGAACGGGUAACAACUGGGCUCGUGGGCGAUACACGGACGGGGCAGAGAUGGCUGAUUCCGUGAUGGACGUAGUCCGAAAAGAAGUAGAGGGUUGCGAUCUGAUUCAGGGUUUUCAAGUAAUCCACGCACUUGGUGGCGGAACCGGAUCCGGAAUGACCUGCCUUUUGCUGGAACAAAUCAAAGAAGGGUGGCCUGAUCGCAUUGUGAAUACGUUCUCCAUAUUUCCAUCGCCAAAGGUUUCUGACGUCGUCGUGGAACCGUAUAACGCCAUAUUCACCAUAGAUGUCCUCCUCUCACUCAGUGAUGAAACGGUUGUGUUGGAUAAUGAAGCACUGCAUAGCAUUUGUACAAACGUGUUGAACAUUUCUGCCUCAUUCGCGGACAUCAACCACCUCAUGUCCACCUGCGUUGGCGGGAUGACAACCUGUUUCCGAUUUCCCGGUCAGCUGAACUCCGACCUGCGCAAAUUGGCGGUAAAUAUGGUUCCGUUUCCUCGUCUACACUUUUUUGCUCCCUGCUUCGUACCUCUAGCCAGUCGCGGCAAUCAACCGUACAAAGCCAUAACUGUGCCGAAUCUCGUUCAACAAAUGUUUGACGCAAAACAUCUGAUGGCCUUCUGUGACCCGCGUCAAGGACGCUUUCUCACAUGCGCCUCAGUGUUUCGUGGUCGGAUGAGUAUGGCCGAAGUAGAAGAGAGUAUGUUGAACGUGCAAGAUAAGAAUUCACAAUAUUUCGUCGAAUGGAUUCCGAAUAAUGUGCAAAACGCAGUAUGUGACAUUCCCAUGCGUGGACAGAAGAUGUGCGCCACAUUCCUGGCUAAUACAACCGCGUUACAAACAGUGUUCCGACGUAUACAACAAGCAUUCUCUGCAAUGUACAGAAGGAAAGCCUUCAUGCACUGGUACAGUGGAGAAGGAAUGGAUGAAAGCGAAUUUGUGUCAACUGAAUCUAAUGUGAACGAUUUAAUCAGUGAAUACCAGGAAUAUCAAGAAGCAAAAGUAACCCUAUGAAAAGGCUUCUCAUUUCUGCUAUUUUCGACAUCCUUUAUUCCAUUUACUUUCUCUGGAACUCGUGGUGGUUUCCAUUCGUUUUGUAGCUUAACACAUCCGUUUUUCUGUCGGGAAAAUUGAAUUUGAUUUGCAAUGAACGCG
Messenger RNA from Opisthorchis viverrini, 1495 nucleotides. RefSeq lists its product as hypothetical. The transcript is spliced from 4 exons. The record is from RefSeq and is a predicted model, not a curated record. Gene Ontology annotation, cellular component: microtubule; cytoplasm. The coding region runs from base 59 to 1354 and encodes 431 amino acids. Gene Ontology annotation, molecular function: GTP binding; structural constituent of cytoskeleton; GTPase activity. Lineage: Eukaryota; Metazoa; Platyhelminthes; Trematoda; Opisthorchiida; Opisthorchiidae. Gene Ontology annotation, biological process: mitotic cell cycle; microtubule cytoskeleton organization.